GAAAUAGAUCAGUUCCACUAGCGAACGAAGCAAUCUUAACUCUACUAGCAUCCUUGGUCCUGUCAAACGUCACAACAAACCCUUCCUAACCUCACUUUCCGCUUACAUGUAAAUAAUAUGGAAAACAAACUGAGAAGAUAUGAAAAAAUCGAGUUCCUGGGCGAGGGACAGUUCGCCACGGUGUACAAGGCGAAAGACGUGGAAACCGACAACAUCGUGGCGGUGAAAAAAAUCAAAUUGGGCACCAGGGAGGAGGCGCAGGACGGCAUAAACCGCACGGCCCUAAGGGAAAUCAAGCUGAUGCAGGAGGUGCAUCACGAGAACGUUUUGGGGCUCCUGGACGUGUUCGGGCACAUAUCCAACGUGUCUCUGGUGUUUGACUUCAUGGACACCGAUUUGGAAGUGAUCAUUAAGGACAACACCAUCAUACUGACCACCGCGAACAUAAAAUCUUACAUUUUGCAGACCUUAUUGGGUCUGGAGUAUUUGCACCUAAACUGGAUAUUGCAUAGGGACUUGAAGCCUAAUAAUCUCUUGGUGAACUCCAAGGGGGUGUUGAAGAUUGGGGACUUUGGUUUGGCCAAGAUGUUCGGCUCGCCCAAUCGCAUUAACACCCAUCACGUUGUAACCAGAUGGUAUAGGUCUCCCGAGUUGCUAUUUGGAGCCAAACAGUAUGGGACUUGUAUAGACAUAUGGGCAGUAGGUUGUAUUUUAGCAGAAUUAUUGCUGAGGGUUCCCUUAUUCCCGGGGGAAUCUGAUUUGGACCAACUAACAAAAAUAUUUGGGGUUUUUGGGAACCCCACUGAAGACACCUGGCCAGGGAUUAAAAGCAUGUCCGACUACAUAGAAUUCAAGCCAUUCCCACAGAUACCUUUGAAGAGCAUUUUUACUGCUGCCGGAGAUGAUUUAUUAGAAGUGAUUGAGAGUAUGUUGGUGCUGAACCCAACCGCCAGGAAAACUUGCACUGAAUGCCUUAAAAUGGCGUUUUUCAGUAAUAAACCUGCACCUACCGUGGGGACCAAGUUGCCCUUGCCACAGAACAUUCGGAAAGUAGCAGACGAGAAGCCGUCACUUAAAAGGAAGAUUUUAGAUGGGGCCGAGGGGGGUACACUGUCAAAGAGGCUCUUCGUUUAGGUUAUAAGUUUAUAUUUGUUAUUUAAUAUAUUUUUUUAGAAAUUA
This is a messenger RNA of Anthonomus grandis grandis, 1179 nucleotides long. RefSeq names its product cyclin-dependent kinase 7 (gene Cdk7). Gene Ontology annotation, cellular component: nucleus; cytoplasm; transcription factor TFIIH holo complex. Gene Ontology annotation, biological process: positive regulation of transcription by RNA polymerase II; protein phosphorylation. NCBI's taxonomy places the organism in Eukaryota, Metazoa, Arthropoda, Insecta, Coleoptera, Curculionidae. The record is from RefSeq and is a predicted model, not a curated record. The transcript has a single exon. Bases 118 to 1134 code for a protein of 338 amino acids. Gene Ontology annotation, molecular function: ATP binding; RNA polymerase II CTD heptapeptide repeat kinase activity; cyclin-dependent protein serine/threonine kinase activity.